Lycium barbarum (goji berry) is the source of this 3438-nucleotide messenger RNA. RefSeq lists its product as uncharacterized. Lineage: Eukaryota; Viridiplantae; Streptophyta; Magnoliopsida; Solanales; Solanaceae. The coding region runs from base 1 to 3438 and encodes 1145 amino acids. The transcript has 7 exons. The record is from RefSeq and is a predicted model, not a curated record. Gene Ontology annotation, molecular function: RNA-DNA hybrid ribonuclease activity; nucleic acid binding.
AUGGAGCCUUUUCAACAGGUCAUGACAAUAAACCAGUAUAGAAGAAGAUUGGGCAUGUGCUUAGCCAAUGCCAACUGUAAUGGUAAAAUCUGGUAUUUUGUGGCUGUAUAUGCUAAAUGUAGUGCUUCUGAAAGAAUAGAGUUAUGGGAGGAUUUCUAUCAUCUCUCCAAUACCUUAUCUUGUUCCUGGUUAGUAGGAGGAGAUUUCAAUGUGGUUUUGAAUGAUGAAGAGAAGAUAGGGGGCAAUCCUGUUCAACCUCAGGAUAUAGAAGACUUUGCUUUUUGCAUAAACUCUUGUGAGCUUGAAGAGGUAAAUUUUAAGGGUAGUCCCUUCACCUGGUGGAAUGGUAGAGCAGAUGCAGCAUGUAUUUUUGAGAGAUUGGAUAGGAUGUUGGUGAAUUCAUUGCUUCUGGACAACUUUGGACACAUAGAAGUGGAACAUCUAGCAAGAACUGGUUCAAAUCAUGCUCCACUUAUGUGUACCUAUGGGGAUAAGCAUCAAAAGCUGGUCAAACCUUUUAAAUUUCUAUCUUUCUGGAUAGAACAUGCAUCUUUCCUAGAUACAGUCAGGCAGAAUUGGUCCAUUUGGGAGCAUGAUGAUCCUUUCAUAAACUUCAAAAGCAAGAUGAAAAAGCUAAAAGUAGGGUUAUCCAAAUGGAGUAGGAAAGUGUUUGGAGAUAUAUUCAAGCAGUUGAUCAUAAGGGAGGAAAUAGUGAGGUUAAAGGAACAAUUGUUUGAACAAAACCCAAGCCAAGUAAAUAGAGUGGUUUUGCAGAAAGCUUUGGCUGAGACAAAGAGAUAUUUGCAUUAUGAAGAGGAGUACUGGAGACAAAAAUUAGGUAUGGAUUGGUUUGUAGAUGGAGACAAAAAUACUAGAUUUUUCCAUAAUUUAGUAAAGGGAAGAAGGAAGAAAUUACAGAUCAAAAGAAUUAAAAACUCAGAUGGUUCACGGAUUGAGGAUGAAGAUCAAAUGGCAGAUGAGGCUGUGGAGAAAACAUGUUGGGACAUUAUUGGCUUGGAUGUAUACAAGAUGGUGGUGGCUUUCUUUCAGGGUCAUACACUUCCAAAAUCAGUCACUCACACAAAUCUUGUGUUACUACCAAAGAAGGAGUUGAUUCAAAGUUACUCAAACUUAAGACCUAUAAGUUUAAGCAACUUUUUCAACAAAGUGAUGUCAAGAGUUGUUCAUGAUAGAUUGGAGAGUGUGUUACCACAGUUGAUCUCUAUUAAUCAAGCAGGUUUUGUUCAAGGGAGGAGCAUUAUUGAGAAUGUGCUGUUGGCACAAGAAAUAGUGACAGACAUCAGAAAAAGGGGCAAACCAGCAAAUGUAGUGAUCAAAUUAGACAUGGCAAAAGCCUAUGAUAGAGUAUCUUGGUUAUAUUUGAUAAAGGCCAAAGGAUUUUUCCACUCAACUAGGGGUGUUAAACAAGGUGAUCCUCUUUCACCUUCAUUGUUUAUUUUAUCAGCAGAGGUGUUAUCAAGAGCUCUAAAUGCAGAAUUUGAUAAUGCUGAGUAUGUGGGCUAUGAAGGGGAGUCAUUGAAGAGAAUCAUGAAGAUACUGCAGGAAUAUGAGGCAAUAUCUGGUCAACUGAUCAAUAAAGGCAAGAGUGUCUUUUAUAUGCAUGACAAGAUUGCUGGUGCACUAUCUCAGAGGAAAAAGGGAUACUACAAUGAUCUUAUCAAGAAGGUGAAAAACAAGCUGCAAAAUUGGAAAGGAAAGCUGCUCUCUUUUGGUGGAAAGGCAGUUCUUAUUAAUAGUGUGCUUCAGAGUAUUCCAAUAUACAUGCUGUCAGCUGUUGUUCCCACAAAAUAUACCAUUAAUAUGCUUCAUAAAAUCUUUGCAAGGUUUUACUGGAGUACCAAGGAAGAAGGUAAAAACAGGCACUGGUCCUCUUGGGACAAGAUUUGUUUACCAAAAGAACAAGGAGGAUUAGGAUUCAGAUCUCUAGAGGAUGUGUCCAAGGCCCUUUUUGCCAAAUUAUGGAGGAAAUUUAGAACAUCAAAUACAUUAUGGUCAGCCUUUAUGUGGAAUAAAUAUUGCAAAAAGAAGAAGCCUACAGAAGUGCAGUGGAAAGGUGGAUCACAAGUGUGGAAAAGAGCUAGGGAUCAGGUGGAUCAUCAGAUAUGGUGGGAACCUAAAAAUGGAGCAUGUGAUGUAUGGGAAGAUAAUUGGACUAAGCUUGGUCCACUCAAACAGGUAAUACCACCAGAUUUUCAGAUUGACAUUAGCAUAGAGGAAGUUUCACACUUUAUGAAUGCAGAUGGCUGGGAUGCACAUAAAUUGCAUGCCAAACUGCCAAUUAAUGUGUGUGAUCAUAUCUUACAACAACUGAGUAUAGUGGAACAUUCAGAGGAUAAAGAUAAAGCCUGGUGGAUGCCUAGCACUACAGGAGACUUUACUGUAGGGAGUGCUUGGAAUAUGCUCAGGAGAAAGGCUCAAACAGCUGAUAACUUUUCAAAGUUGUGGCACAAAGGAGUUCCAUUCAAAAUAUCUUUCUUCUUUUGGAGGUUGUGGAAGUUCAAAUUACCAGUGGAUGAUGUACUAAAGAGAAUGAAUAUCAGCAUUGUAUCUAGAUGUAGAUGUUGUUUGAAUUCUCAGCAGGAGGAGACAAUUCAACAUCUAUUCCUUACAGGUGAUUUUGCAGCAGACAUUUGGCAGCAUUACAAUGCAGCUGUGGGGAUAGUUGUGCCAAGGAUCCAGAUUCAUCAGAUAAUAAUACAAUGGUGGUAUAUGCAAGGUCCUACAAAUCUCAAAGCGGUCAUGCAGGCUGCACCUGCAUUCAUAUGCUGGCAACUAUGGAGGAGGAUAAAUACUAUCAUGCAUGGGGGUAAGAUGAAUAAACUAAAGGUCAUACAUGGGAUCAACAAUAAUCUGCAGCAACUGGUGAAGACAUUAUAUCCUUGGUUGAGACAAGUUCCAGAUGAAUGGCCUCAACUGUGCAAUACAGAUGGGGCCUCUAGGGGUAAUCCAGGAUUGAGUUCAGCUGCAUUCUGCAUUAGAGAUGAGGUUGGAAACCUAAUAUAUGCUGGGGCAAGAAGAAUAGCUGAUACAACUAACAUCACAGCAGAAUCUGUAGCUAUAUUGGAUGGAAUUGAAUUCUGUAUUAAAAAUGAUCUGGUGCCUGUAAUGCUUGAAUCAGAUUCUCUGUCCAUGAUAAACAUUAUUCAAGGCAGAUGGGAGAUCCCAUGGAAGAUUAGUAUGGAAGUUAAUAAGAUCAACUUUUGGAGGAAUAAGGGCCAAGUGCAGUUUGCUCAUAUCCUUAGGGAAGGCAAUGCACUUGCUGAUUUUUUAGCUAACCUGGUUUUUGAUUUUACAGGUACAGUUAACUUUCAUUCUUUUGCUGAACUACCAACAAGUGCAAGGAAGAUUCUCAAUGCUGAUAAGAUGAUGAUGCCUAAUUUCAGAACAAAGAUAUAUAGAAAUAGAGAACCAGACUGA